Molecule: messenger RNA, 576 nt
Organism: Trypanosoma theileri
Lineage: Eukaryota; Euglenozoa; Kinetoplastea; Trypanosomatida; Trypanosomatidae
Product: cyclophilin
Exons: 1
Coding region: 1-576 (191 amino acids)
Biological process (GO): protein folding; protein peptidyl-prolyl isomerization
Cellular component (GO): intracellular membrane-bounded organelle
Molecular function (GO): peptidyl-prolyl cis-trans isomerase activity
Source: RefSeq, a predicted model, not a curated record
AUGCGGGAUUUAUUUUUCUUGACACUGCUUCUGUUGGCCUUGGGGCUCGUUCAAACAGGAGCUGUGCAGGCGGCGGAGCCGGUGGUGACGGACAAGGUAUACUUCGAUAUCACCAUUGGCGACGAACCACUCGGUCGCAUUGUGAUUGGGCUCUUUGGAAACGACGUGCCCAAAACGGUGCAGAACUUCAAGCAACUGGCGAGUGGCGAAAACGGGUUUGGUUACAAGGGAUCCAUCUUCCACCGCGUGAUCCGGAACUUCAUGAUCCAAGGUGGUGAUUUCACGAACUUUGAUGGAACGGGUGGAAGGUCCAUCUACGGUGCACGCUUUGAGGAUGAGAACUUUAAUAUCAAGCACUUCGUCGGCGCCCUCUCAAUGGCGAACGCCGGGCCCAACACCAAUGGCUCUCAGUUCUUCAUCACGACUGCACCUACACCGUGGCUUGACGGUCGUCACGUCGUCUUUGGAAAGGUGGUGGAAGGCAUGGAUGUAGUGAAGAAGGUGGAGAACACAAGGACGGGUCGCAACGAUAAACCAAGUAAGAUAAUAAAGAUUGCUGAAUGCGGGGUGCUAUAG